AUGCCUUGCGUUGCUUAUCCUAAUCCUCACCUUUCGCCCGCUAACCUGGCAUCGAUAAACAGCAACGCCCGCUUCCGGGGUGCCGCCGCUAAACCUCCUGGACAGAACAAGUCCCCCACGUCUUCAACCGCCGGCCAGCCUUCAUCACCUACCGUUGCGCAGGCACCUCAAAGCCAGGCUUCUGUCAGGGCGCCCAGUGUCCCGCCUUUGCCCAACUCUCCUUCUCUUGCUCAGACUAUUGGUAUGGAUGCUCAGGGCGGCAUGGCUAACGGCGACGACAUCCUCGGUUCAUACCACCUGCCUCGGCCCAUGCCGAUCUGGCUCAACUCCAACUAUGGCAAGCACAUUGUCAAGGGCAACUUCAUGACCCUGAGUGCAAGGCCAAAGACGGUCGAGCAGGGCGAGUGGAUCGCGCAUCAGGUUGUCGAGCACUACAGAAACCUCUGGAACUUUGUCCGUGUCCUUCACGAGAAGGAGGAGGAUGGAACCACCAUCUGCAACGCAUCAACUUGCCCGAGGAUGUCUGCUGGAACUAACCACUCCUUCACCUGGCUCAACAGCCGCAGAGAGCCCGUUGAACUUCCCGCCGCUGAAUACAUGACUCUUAUGCAGAGAUGGAUCUCGGGCAAGAUCGACGACACCAACAUCUUUCCCACCGACCCCUCGGGCGUCUCCUACGCGCACAACCCCAGCAUCACAACGACGCCCCUCUCCCAGCUCACCAACCCGGGUGAGCCCGACUGGAUCGGCAAACGCUCCGGCUUUCCCCAGAACUUCAUCGACGUAUGCCAGACCAUCUUCCGCCAGAUGUUCCGCGUCUACGCUCACCUCUACUGGGCUCAUUUCACCGAGCCCUUCUACCACCUGAACCUGGAGAAGUCCCUGAACAGUUGCUUCAGUCACUUCAUCCUUACCGCCACUGCUCUGGAUAUGCUGAAGCCCCACGAGCUCGAGCCCAUGCAGCCCCUGAUCGACCUCUGGGCCGCGAACGGUACCUUCCCUGCCGAGUCCAAGGCCUACGAGUACGCCAACCUCAGAGCCGGCGAGCGCCUCAUGCAGCUGGCUGGCGUCUAA
Messenger RNA from Colletotrichum gloeosporioides, 1074 nucleotides. RefSeq names its product Maintenance of ploidy protein mob2. Bases 1 to 1074 code for a protein of 357 amino acids. Gene Ontology annotation, molecular function: protein kinase activator activity. Gene Ontology annotation, biological process: positive regulation of protein phosphorylation; signal transduction; cell division. The record is from RefSeq and is a predicted model, not a curated record. Gene Ontology annotation, cellular component: cytoplasm; nucleus. NCBI's taxonomy places the organism in Eukaryota, Fungi, Ascomycota, Sordariomycetes, Glomerellales, Glomerellaceae. The transcript has 3 exons.